AUUUACAUGUCAGUGGAACUGGAGGCGAACCAAAGUACGGUGUUAUCAGCCAAUAUCCUGUCGUAAUACCUUUAGAUGAAUUGAAUCUUAAUUCGUAUAGCUCGGCUCGGUCAUUUGAACAGUUCGAACUCGGCUAUGCUAAAUUGGGCCUUAAGAGUUAUGAUGUCAUGAUUGAAUUAACCGCUGGCCGACGUACCGGUCUUCAUAGAUACACAUUUCCUCCUUCUGAUCAUGCUCAUGUCAUCAUUGACUUGACUCAUAUUCUAACACAAGGUUAUGGUUCCCGUUGGAUAAAUGGUGCGAUAUAUUCUGUUUCUCAUAAUCAAGUUAAAGGUAUAGGUCAAUAUACUGGUGGUUGGAACAACGGUGGUCCCUAUAAAGUCUAUUUCUGCUCUCAAUUUGACACAAAUGCUACUGGAUUUGCAACGUUCUGGGAUGAUUCCAUUACUAAUGGUUCGACACAUCAAGUUGGUGGUAAUGAUUUCUCGUUAGGUGCAAUCCUAACUUUCGAUACGUAUAAAAACCCUGUGAUUCAAUCUAGAGUCGGAAUAUCUUUUAUUUCUGCUGAUCAAGCUUGCAAAAGUGCUGAAACGGAAGCACCAGAUUUUGAUUUUGAUGCUACACAACAAAGUGUUGUGGAUGCAUGGGAAAGAGAAUUAUCUAGAAUUAGAGUUGAUGGUGGAUCAACCGAUUUGCAAAAAAUCUUUUACUCUAGUUUAUACAGAACUAUGAUUAUGCCAAGUGAUCGAACCGGUGAAAAUCCAAAUUGGUCAUCUUUUGAUUAUUACGGUAAUCCAAUACCAAAUUAUGAUGAUUUUUAUACUCUGUGGGAUACAUUUAGGACUACAAAUCCACUUUUUACGCUUUUCCAACCAGAACGAGCUGUUGAUAUAGUUCGAUCUCUUAUUGAUAUAUAUGAACAUGUUGGGUAUAUGCCUGAUGGACGAAGUGGAAUGUAUAAUGGUAUAACACAGGGUGGUUCAAAUGCAGACAUGUUGGUGGCAGAAUUAUAUCUGAAAAAAUUAGGAAUGUAUACUAUUGAUUGGAAACUUGCAUACGAGGCGCUAUUGAAAGAUGCAGAAGUCGAUCCAUGGGAGCAAGGUCUUUAUGAAGGAAGGCUUUUUCUUACAAAUUAUAAAGAGCUUGGUUAUAUUCCUUCUCCUGUUCAUCGAAGGACUGCUUACGCUAUUAAUCCAUGCAGCAGAACUUUGGAAUAUUCGGCCAAUGAUUAUUCAAUUGCUCUUAUGGCUAAAGCAAUGAAAAAGUAUGAUGAUUAUAUUAAAUACAAAAAAAGAGCCAGAAAUUGGGAAAAUCUAUGGUAUUCCAACAAGACAUAUAGAGAUGUUAAGGGGUUUAUCUUGCCCAGAUUUCUAGAUGGUACUUUUGAUACUGAAUGGGAAGUUUUGUAUAAAAAUGGUGGUGAAACACCAUUUUAUGAGGGCACGUCUUGGGAAUAUAGCCUUGAUGUACCACAUGAUGUCAAAAGAUUAAUCUCUUUAUCAGGUGGUCCGGAUGCUUUCGACAAACGUCUUGACAAAACCUUUUCAUCUGGUUACUUAUCUUCAUUUUACAAUAUCGGUAAUGAACCUUCAUUUUUCCAUGCUUGUUUAUACCAUUUUAUUGGAAAACAGUAUAAAUCAGUUGAUAUAAUAAGAGAUAUUUUAAGAACACAUUUUAAUAGUGGCAGAGGUGGCAUUCCAGCAAAUAAUUUAUCAAAUGAUAAUAUAUAUGUACAAUCUGCAAAAAUUAAUGGUAUAGAGUGGCAUAAAACUUGGUUUAGACAUAGUGAUAUUGCCAAUGGUGCUAUUUUAGAAUUAGAAAUGGGCAACGAAGUUAGUAAAACUUGGGGUAUUGUUGAUGCAAAUGGAAGUCCUGUGCCAUAUCCACCUAGUUUAAGUGAUGAUAUACAAUAA
Messenger RNA from Racocetra persica, 1913 nucleotides. The record is from the annotation of a GenBank genome assembly. NCBI's taxonomy places the organism in Eukaryota, Fungi, Glomeromycota, Glomeromycetes, Diversisporales, Gigasporaceae.